Molecule: messenger RNA, 4052 nt
Organism: Acipenser ruthenus (sterlet)
Lineage: Eukaryota; Metazoa; Chordata; Actinopteri; Acipenseriformes; Acipenseridae
Product: zinc finger protein OZF-like
Exons: 2
Coding region: 1016-2470 (484 amino acids)
Biological process (GO): regulation of transcription by RNA polymerase II
Molecular function (GO): DNA-binding transcription factor activity, RNA polymerase II-specific; RNA polymerase II cis-regulatory region sequence-specific DNA binding
Source: RefSeq, a predicted model, not a curated record
AUUAGGUAGUCCUAGGUUAAUGCUAAUUGAGGCCUGUGCAGCCAGCCGUUUCUACAAAUAAUUCAAAUGCUCUGAUUAGACAUUUUAUUCAUUCAAUUGAAGGUUCAAUUUGUAAUUUAAUGCUCAGUUGGGACACAACUCAGCAAACACUGGGUCCUCGGGACCGAGAUUGGGAAACACUGUUUUAUGUAACUUGCUUCCUACAUUGGUACAUACCUGUUAAUUAUUAUGAACUAUGUGAUUACUGUGUUUAUGUUGUUAUUAUAUAAACUGUUUUCCUUGUAUGUCACCUUGGAUAAAGGCCUCUGCCAAAUUCAUGUUAAUAAAUUAACAUUUGUUGUAUGGGAAAGUAUUUGAAGUCCAUUUAGCAUUUGUCACAUAUUUGCAUUUAGUUAGAUAGUAAAUGUAUCACAUUUGUAGUAAGCAAAUUCGCAAGAACAUUGACAUUGCCAUUGGACUCAUCAAUGGGGCAAUAGGGAAGCUUCAAGCUGUUUCCUACUAUCUGGAAAACACAAAUAUGGUCAAAACCAGAACCAUCAAAUUUAACAAUGGAGUCACCCAUACCUUUCAACGUUUACGCUCAAAGUUUGAAAUCAUGGAUAGAGUCUACAUUAUUCGAGAUCAGUUCCCAGUCAUUGGUGCUCAUGCAAUCACCAUUCAUAAAUGCCAAGGUAUGACUCUAUAAACAGUUAUGAUGGAUCGUGGUAACUCCAUUUUCUCCUAUGGACAAAGUUUCAUUGCACUUUCCACAGUUACUUCCUUAAGCGGUAUGCUUGACAUGAUUGGCCUAAUUGCUUCUCCUAACUUGGACUUUUGUGUUUGAUAUCAUCCCUUUAAAUGGCUGUUGCGUUUUUCUAACAUGUUUUUUUAACUUGUUUCAACAGAUAAAAUCGUAUGAUAUUAUAAAUUUAUUACAAGAAAUUCUGUGUUCCUUCAAUAGUAAAGCCACUACUGUAUUUAAAUUGAUACAUAAUUAUUUUUUCAGCAGCUACUAAACAGAAUCCCGUGUGCUGCCAUGGACAGUGUGAAGAUGGAAUCUGUCCAGAUUAAAGAGGAGUUCCCUGAACUUGAACUGGUCCCCAUUAGGGUGGAGUUCUCUGGGCUGGCUUCCCUCUCUAUUAAACAGGAGCUCUGUGAGAUGCAAUGUGACACCAGUCAGCCAGAGGUCUCUGAGAUUAAAGCAGAGCACAAUGAAUUGGAGAUCCCGCAGACAGAAGAACCCUUUCCUGUUAAACAAGAGGAGGUGCUGGAAACUGACCGUAUUAAACAGGAGCCCCCUGAAGUAGAGUUUGAGGACAUGGAACCAGUGAAGGAAGAAUCCGAGGACUUCAAACCAAACAUCCCUGAGCUGGAGCCUGUACGCCUGCGGGAGUGUAGCGUGGUGCUGGAGAGAAUCUGCGUGAGAGAGCAAGGCGCUGGAGAGGAAGGCUCUCCCAACAGCAUGCAAGGAGGUGGAAAGGAAGACGGACGAUCACAUUCAGAAUGCAGUCUAGCAGGUACCAGUCCAGCAGCUAAAGCGAGGGCGGGCGCUGGAGAAUAUCCUGACUGUGGGAAAGGGUUCACCCAGUUAGGGCAUUUUAAAAUACACCAGGGAACUCACACAGGAGAGAAACCGUAUCUCUGCUCUGACUGUGGGAAGAGUUUCAGGGGUUCAGGAACCCUGAUAACACACCAGCGAAUUCACACAGGAGAGAAACCGUAUUGCUGCUCUGACUGUGGGAAGAGUUUCAUUCAGUCAGGACACCUGAAAAGACACCAGCGAAUUCACACUGGAGAGAAACCAUUUCGCUGCUCUGACUGCGGGAAGAGUUUCAGUUUUUCAGCGUACCUGAAAACACACCAGCGAAUUCACAAAGGAGAGAAACCGUAUUGCUGCUCUGACUGUGGGAAGAGUUUCAGUCAGUCAGGAGCCAUGAAAAAACACCAGCGAAUUCACACUAGAAAACCAUAUCUCUGCUCUGACUGUGGGAAGAGUUUCAGCCACACAGAAUCCCUGAAAACACACCAGCGAAUUCACAAAGGAGAGAAACCAUAUUGCUGCUCUGACUGUGGGAAGAGUUUCAGCCAUUCAGGAGCCAUGAAAACACACCAGCGAAUUCACACUGGAGAGAAACCAUAUCUCUGCUCUGACUGUGGGAAGAGUUUCAGUCACACAGUAUCCCUGAAAGCACACCAGCGAAUUCAUACAGGAGAGAAACCGUAUUGCUGCUCUCACUGUGGGAAGAGUUUCCGUUUUAAAACUAACCUUCAUACACACCAACAAAUUCACACAGGAGAGAAACAGUAUCACUGCUCUGACUGUGGGAAGAGUUUCCGUACUAAAAAUGACCUUCAAGUACACCAACGAACUCAUACAGGAGAGAAACCGUAUUGGUGCUCUGACUGUGGCAAGCACUUCCGUCAGGCAGGAGCUCUGAAAUCACACCAGCGCAUUCACACCGGAGACAAAGCCCAUGUUCAUUCAGAAUGAAACCUUAACCUUGCAUUAUGUGUUCCUGUGUACUGUUUUGCGUAUCGCUCUAAGAGCUUGAAUUUUAAAUGGUCAAAGUGCUGUUCAACAACUUGCACUCUGAUUGUGUCAGAAAGUAGGCGGAGACGCGGACACGUCACAAGAGGCUUCUCUGCUGUCAGUUUAACUCAGGCUGUCAAUGCAGUCAGUGCCUGGGAGCGGGAAUAUGCAGAAAGGAAACUAUUCUGCACCUCAUCUGAUGGACGAGUCAGGAGAAAUUGAUAACUCAGUGUGGGGAAUGAGUUUCAGGGUUUAGCAUUUAAACUGCAUAGACUUGAAAAUAAAUACAUUGAUGGGAACGAGUAUCCCGUCCCCGGUAUGUAGCAUCCCAGAGACAAGACUGCACCGUCCUUACUGGACAACCGCCUGGAGGGUUUGUCUUGUACAUUUUGUCACGUUUCUAGAACAAAUGAAUCAAAUCAAUGAUUGAAUAUUUUGCAAUGUGCAUUGUCCAUGCUUUUAUUUUACCCUGCUUUUGUAAACUGCAUCGUAUAAUACAAGUGUAGCACGCAUGUGUACGGGUCAUAGGUACAGAAACUCAGACAGGUUUUAUACCAACUCUUUCUUGCUCUUUUGCAGUGUUGGACCUUAAGAGUCGCUGGACAAGAGAAACGGGUCAGUGUAAUAUCUGAUGGAACAAUCUGACAAUAUGAGACGUGUAAAUAUUUGAAGCGAUCUGGUUAAUUGUGUAACAGGUGCUGGAAUGAAUACAGGAUGGAUAAUAACACUUGUAACGGUGUUCAGUUUAAGGGUCGUGGAUUCUAACUGAAGGAUAUAGAAUUAAACAACAGAUUGCUAAAGAAUGAAUUAUGAUUUCGUAAUAUCCUAUUAGAAUUUACUGAGAUUAUAUUUCUUUCCUGGCUCCUAUAUAUUCAAACAAUUCUACUUGCAUAUCUUAUUCAUGCUAUUUUGCUUAUUGACACAAGAACAUUAUUGUUGUUAUUAUUAUUAUUAUUAUUAUUAUUAUUAUUAUUAUUAUUAUUAUUAUAGAAUGACAAAUAUAGAUGAUUGAUCGAAUGGUUGCUUUUACUUAUCAUUGAUAUUUUCCAUUGCAUCUGAAAUAGUACCUGAAUAUUAUCCAUUGCUAAACUUCACGUUGUGAUUAUUGUGAUACACGUGUUCUUUCUUCCUUUUGUAGCGUAUCACUGAACUCACUUUGAUAAAAUGGAUCAUCUAUAGAACAGUGUCGUGGUGUUAUUGUUCCACUGGGUUUCAUUUUCUGGAUCUUGAGCUUUACAUGCAUCAGCUGGUUCUUCUUGGUUGAAUAUUGUAAAUGUACUGAAUUAUCCCUACAGCAGUAUUUACACUCAGUGACAAAUAACAAAUGAAAAUGUAGCUUAGCUACGACUAGUGAUGGAUGAAUCUACCAUUACAGAGCACAGGAUAAUAUACAAUGCAGUGUGGUAAUGGAAUCAGCAUGGGGGGUCUGUAGAUUACAGAGCACAGGAUAAUAUACAAUGCAGUGUGGUAGUGGAAUCAGCAUGGGGGGUCUGUAGAUUACAGAGCACAGGAUAAUAUACAAUGCAGUGUGGUAAUGGAAUCA